AUGCGACCUACGAACGAAAUUGUGGCCCGAGCCUCCCCCUCCCCUCAAAAUGAUCCUCCCCCGGUCCCCUCGAAAUACACCAAAGGCGAGGUCUUCUACUACGACGGCUACCAAAAGACUUCAUCCAAGUUCAAGCAGUUCGAGGAUAUGUGGAAGCAGCUGGUCGAUCUACUGAAUCUGGUCGACAAGCCAGAUCCCAACGACAUCUUCGAGCUAUGGUUCAACCCACAAUAUCUGCUCGAGGUGCAGCACGUCUUCGGGUUCAUGUGGCAGGCAGUUGACCCGAACGCUUCGCCUCCCGCGCCCAAAGACUCCCCCAAGAUCUGGAUAAUGAGCAACGAUUACGCCAAGCAAUGCUCGGGGCUGCAGGGCACGCUGGCAUACACGCAACCCUUUAGCAAGCUCAGUGAAUCGGAACUGUCGAGCGUUGUCAGUCGUUCGGCCAUGGGCAAGGAUGAUUGUAUCAUUCACUUCUGCGAAGAGUUGAUGGAUUACUAUCUCCAGCACCAAUGGACCGAGUGCUCUCAGAUCCAGCCUCGGCAAGUGACUGAGAGACUGGCGGCUAAUCUGCUCGAAACCUUGCUGCAUGAGCUCAUGUGA
This is a messenger RNA of Penicillium alfredii, 600 nucleotides long. RefSeq lists its product as uncharacterized. The transcript has 2 exons. NCBI's taxonomy places the organism in Eukaryota, Fungi, Ascomycota, Eurotiomycetes, Eurotiales, Aspergillaceae. Bases 1 to 600 code for a protein of 199 amino acids. The record is from RefSeq and is a predicted model, not a curated record.